AUGGCGGAUUCCUCGAGGCCGCCAGAGCAGCGGUGCGCGCCCCUCGCCAUCGCCAACCUCCCAAAAGAGAUCCUCUUGGAGAUUCUGCUCCUGCUGCCGCCGAAAUCUAUCCUCCGGUGCCGUGCUGUCUGCAAGGCCUGGCGCGCUGUCACCAAAGACCGCGCCUUCCUGCUCGCGCACCACCGCCGCCAGCCGCCCCGGCGCCUCUUCACCUUCGUCCGCGACGUGGGCGGCAACAACCACGACCUGGGGAUCUUGGACUACUGCGUCGAGGCUAUCAACUUCCGCACCCACGAGUUCCUGUCCGUUGUCCGGUUCACAGGCGAAGAUUACGACUUCUCGCUCGGAGACAGCCAGUUCGUAGUUCACGCUGCUUGCAGUGGUCUCCUGCUUAUGUCUUACAACAAAUGUUUGCAUCUCUGCAAUCCCACCACUCGUCAGUGGCUAUAUGUCUUCCCACCAGCCCUUCAACAUGACAAGGUCGUGGGGCUCUAUGCUCAUGGCAAUUCCUCCGAGUACAGAGUAUUGUACUAUCGAGCAAUGGGUGAUUUGGCACCUAAAUUUUACAUCAGUACCGUGGGCUCAGGGAAGGAGAAGUGCAUUUGGCCCCAUUCACCGUCAGCAUCCCUGAUAGUGUGGUUGGCGAAAGGGUCCGAGGGUACUGCAUUCAACGAGCCUUUCCUCUUUCAUGGAAACCUGCACUGGCUGCCGCAUUUAGGCCGGCAUGACAAGAUAGUGAUGUUCGACACGGUGAAUGAGGUGUUUCAGUGGUUGCAAUUACCUUUCAAGAUGUGCAAUGUUGUGUCAUUGCUUGAGAUUGACUGUGAUGAAGAUGUCAGAGUGGCUGAAAUAUGGCUUCUGCAGGAUCACAAGAACCAGAUGUGGGCCUGCAAAUACCACAUCGAAUUGCCAGCUUUGGAUAUCAGCACCUUGCCAGACCUGGAUAGAGAGGUUUCGCUGGGAUGGAAGCCUUCUCAAGAUUACUCCAGCCUUGUUCGGCAUGCAUUCUUUGAGACACAGGACAAUGUGAACUACGUGAAGAUGAAUCACCACCUAUCGUCCGGAGGCUGGAAAACUGUACAUUCUGGUUCCCAGAUCUCAUUAGUUGGCCACAGUUGGUAA
This is a messenger RNA of Setaria italica (foxtail millet), 1122 nucleotides long. Its product is annotated as putative F-box protein At3g49980. The record is from RefSeq and is a predicted model, not a curated record. Bases 1 to 1122 code for a protein of 373 amino acids. Gene Ontology annotation, molecular function: protein binding. NCBI's taxonomy places the organism in Eukaryota, Viridiplantae, Streptophyta, Magnoliopsida, Poales, Poaceae. The transcript has 4 exons.